This is a messenger RNA of Haliotis rubra (blacklip abalone), 2953 nucleotides long. RefSeq lists its product as uncharacterized. NCBI's taxonomy places the organism in Eukaryota, Metazoa, Mollusca, Gastropoda, Lepetellida, Haliotidae. The record is from RefSeq and is a predicted model, not a curated record. The transcript is spliced from 4 exons. Bases 23 to 727 code for a protein of 234 amino acids.
GUGUGACCCACGGCCAGGUAGAAUGUCGCUACACCACGCCCAGAUGCUCAGCUUCGUAUUUGUUCUGACGUGGAUGUCCGUGACAGCACGUGCCAGCUACGGCCCCUUUCAGCGCUACUAUACAAGGUCUUAUGGACAUUCCGAAUAUCCCCCGUACAGAAAUUACUACAACCCUCUGUCAAACUGUUUGAAGAUGGUGUACGGCAAGGAUAUUUUCUACGACCGUCCUGUUUCCUCCAUCUCUCCGAUAAAAACCUUGGACGACUCGAAUGCCCAGGAUAACGUGAAAAGAAGCUACGGAAACAUGUUUAUGACCCUGGAUGAACUGAAGUCGUCUUUAGGGAUCCCCGCUUCUACCCACGUCAACUGGGACGGCGGAGUUCACUCCCCUGACAACAGACCAGCAAAAAGCGCCAGCGCCACUGGCUCGAGCACGUUACAGUUCGACUCCGAUGUGUGUUGUUCCACGGACGAGGUGUUCCUUAUCAACGAAACCUUGGUGGAUGUAGAGAACAUCCCUAGGAAGAUAGCCCAGCUGACCAAGAUUGGGGCAUACCAGUUUAUACGCCAUGGAUUUUGUGCUGUUAAAGGGGCGUGUCCAGGUGAAUGUUUACAACACUACAUUAAUCUACCGCUGGCUGUAGAUGAACCUGGGGCCGGUUUGCCAAUCACGUUUCGGUUUUUCAAGAUACCCGGAUACUGCUCCUGUCGUGUAAUUGGAUUUUGAAACCGACUUUUACCUCCAACAACGAGUUUCGGUGUUCGCCCUAAGUGUUUUAUAUUUUAACCAGUUUCAGACCUGUGUUGCAAUGCUAACACCCUCGACAGAUAACAGUAUGUGCAAAUCAUGUGUUCCUUAACUUCAUUUGAACAGUAUAUUAUCAGUCCCUACCCAUGUAAGGGGUGAUUGAUUUUGAAACCCUCCAAUGAUUGUAAAUUCAGGUUUUAAAUAACAGGAUAAAUGUUUAACAAUUUCAACGGUUAGUUUCGAUUGUACGCUCUGUUUGUUUAAUUACGUCUUAACCAGUGAGACACGAGUUGCACUCCGCAUGAAAUUCUUAGAUUAUUAACAGAGAACAAUGUCUAUUUAAACUGAUGGUAGCGGACAAUCGCCACUUUACGUCUUUGGUUGUACAUAUUUCACUGGUUAGAGUCCAUUACCACUGUCACGAACUUCUGGGGGCGAUGGGAUAGCCUAGUGAUUAAGGCGUUCGCUCGUCACGCCGAAGACGAAGUUCGAUUCCCAACAUGAGUACAAUCCGUCCCCAACACACGCAAUAUCACCGCUAAGACUAAUAACUGUUUUCUUUUAGAUUUGUUAUUUUCAUUUAGGCAAAAAGACACCCAAUGUGUUAAAAUUUAAAGAAUUGUUUACCUGUAAACGAAUUAGUGUUUAAAAACCUGUGUGUAUUUUGCAAUACCAUUAUGAAAACUGUAUAAUCUUCCAUGUAAACAAUCUCGCCUAUGUAUUCUUAAAGGGUACACGAAUAAACAAGGUCUAAUGAUGUCAUUCGUUUAUCAGUUUGGCACCAAUGACGACAUUUGCAAGGGACAUAACCAAUAAUGUGUUUAUUGUUGAAAUACAACUCUCGGUAAAUGUGCAAAAUAUGAAUCGAUAUAAUGCAAAAAGUAAAUUAGUUACUGAUAUCAGUACUGUUUUGGCUAUAAAAUUCCUUGACAAACACUUUUUGUGCUGAAAAAGUGCAAGAUUUUCGUGUAAACUUGGCUUUCACCUGUACAGUUGAACCUCUUAUUCCGAGUAUCCUGGCCUGAGCGAAAUAAAAGUUCUGUUCUGUUCUGCAAAACACCGAAAUAUUUACGUCCGCUUCGUUUACUAAGCAAGAAACGUGUACACAUUGGAGAAGGGAUAGUUUUGCACGCGACAAGCGCCUUCUUCGCUUUGCGGAAAGGGGGAAGUGGUGACGAAUGGAGACCAUGUCCCUGGUUUAACACGUGUAGUAAUAUUCAAAUAUGUUUACACCACUGGGCUAGUCGGGUUCCCAGUCUCCCCAUGAUUUGAAUGACUAGCCUCUCGUCAUAGUUAUGUUGUAAUUAGUUGGAAGGCACUGAUGACAAGGAGCGGGAAUUUUAUAUUGUGACCCCCUAAUGUGCCAGGAUCCGGUUAUCGUUUGCACAUAUUUUCAACAAAGUGAUCUGCAUAAUUUGAGGACACAUUUCCGCUUUAAGGUCGUCGUGGUGUACUAUUCUAAACCAUUCGUCACCACUCGCCCCUUUCCGUAACCCGCUAUUCGGCUUGUCCCGGAAUAACACGAGUUGGUCACGAAUGAUUCUAAACCGCUGAUUCAGGUGUCAGAUCACACGCAGUUCUUGAGAUGAUUCCUCCUCCUCCCUCUCUCUCUCUCUCUCCUCCCCCACCCCCCAUUUUUUUGUUGCAAAUAUGCAGAUCUAGAAGCGUAUGGAAAUUAUUACAAAGUAAUGACGAAAAUAACACUUUUGAAUCGGAAAUUCCAUUCAUUUAUAACAACCUAUGUAGCCGUCGCCAGUCGCAGGUUAUCGUCGAAUUCCGUGCGCCACCUAUUCCGCAUUUUUGUAAGUCCAUUUAGCUACAUUCUUACAUCGGGAAGCAUCCGUACCUACAACAGCAUUGGUGUACAUGUAUUCUCUAAGCUUCUUAGAAUUGUAUUUGAUGGAUGUAACAAUUGUAUUUGAUGGAUGUCACAAUUGUAUUUGAUGGAUGUCACAUAUAUUUGAUGGAAACAUGUCCGUAUUUUCCUAUGUGAUUUAUAUUGUACUAGGUAUUGUAUAUAGGGUAUUGUAUAUUGUAGAUAUAUAUGGCCAGUCGCAAUUGUCAAGUUGCAUGACAUGGUAAAUACAUGUAUAAUCCGUGUUCAUUUGUAUCGUUGACUCAUGUAAGGGGAGGAAUAACACAUACUGUUUUGCACAAGCAUAUAUUCUAUCUGUGAUAAUAAAUCGUUUUUUAUUUAAUUUAUAA